UGAAUAUGAAUAUAUGCACAAAUUACAGAACAGAUCCUCAAAGUAAAAAACAAGUCGCAUCUGUGAGUUAGUCGCUGGUGGGUUCUCGUCCUCAUGCUCCAUACGCCUUUAUAAACCUCCCAUUUGCCUUGUUCUUCCAAUACCCAUCUCCAUUUUUCCCGGUUCUCAAUACCCAUUUCAUAAAUUUCCCACAUUUGAACACAAGCUUUCAUCAAUAUCUGCCCACGAUGACGGCUUCAAAAGAUGAAAUUUCAGUUGACAGCAAAAGCUCUCUUGCCGCACUUGCACCUGCGGAAGCAGUUCUAUUCGACGUAGAUGGAACAUUGUGUGAUUCGGAUCCGCUUCAUUACUAUGCCUUCCGUGAAAUGCUUCAGGAGAUUGGUUACAAUGGUGGGGUUCCAAUUGAUGAGGAGUUUUUCAUUAAAAAUGUUGCCGGCAAACAUAAUGAUGAUAUUGCCCGAGCAUUGUUCCCUGAUGAUUUCGAAAGAGGUUUGAAAUUUUGCGAUGAGAAGGAGGCUAUGUUUAGGAGAUUGGUCACCGAACAAUUAAAGCCAGUGAAUGGCUUGUAUAAAGUGACGAAAUGGAUAGAAGACCGUGGAUUGAAACGUGCUGCAGUUACAAAUGCCCCUCGGCCGAAUGCUGAGCUUAUGAUCUCAAUACUUGGUCUUAAGGAUUUUUUUGAGGCUAUCAUCAUAGGAGGUGAAUGUAAACAUGCCAAACCACAUCCAGAACCAUAUCUAAAGGCUUUGGAAGUACUCAAAGUGUCAAAGGAACACACUUUCAUUUUUGAGGAUUCUGUAUCAGGGAUCAAAGCUGGAGUGGCAGCCGAGAUGCCUGUCGUCGGUAUAGCAACGAGAAAUCCCGAGCAAUUGUUGAUGCAAGCAAAGCCUACCCUUGUCGUAAAGGACUACGAUGAUCCGAAAUUGUGGGCAGCUUUGGACGAACUCGAUAAGAGAGGAGGUACCGUUAAGAAUGCAUGAUCAUCGAUGCAUCAUAUUGAUGAAUUAUUCUAUCAAUUCAUUGCUACUCUCUAUCUAAUACUUUGAAUAACUUAGCUGUAGAAAUAAACCUGUCAUUCUUCAGCCUUGGCUCUUAAUACCAAUCCUAAUACAAUCAAAAUAAGAUGGUUAAUAGAUUAGGGAAAGUCAUUGGAAGGCCUAUCGAACAUAUACAAGAUUGCCACUAUCAAUUUUAUUUUCUUCCAGUGAUAUAUUACUUGUUGCUUUC
Molecule: messenger RNA, 1227 nt
Organism: Cucumis melo (muskmelon)
Lineage: Eukaryota; Viridiplantae; Streptophyta; Magnoliopsida; Cucurbitales; Cucurbitaceae
Product: haloacid dehalogenase-like hydrolase domain-containing protein Sgpp
Exons: 5
Coding region: 228-980 (250 amino acids)
Source: RefSeq, a predicted model, not a curated record